Molecule: messenger RNA, 911 nt
Organism: Scheffersomyces amazonensis
Lineage: Eukaryota; Fungi; Ascomycota; Pichiomycetes; Serinales; Debaryomycetaceae
Gene: SEC72
Product: Sec63 complex subunit
Exons: 1
Coding region: 37-639 (200 amino acids)
Cellular component (GO): protein folding chaperone complex
Molecular function (GO): protein binding
Source: RefSeq, a predicted model, not a curated record
AUUCAAUAACAAUAAUAAUAAUAUAUAAAGAUAAGUAUGAGUGUUGCGAUAAGUUACGAUCCCAAGACCAAGAAGCUUGUAGUUCCAGAAGAUGCAGAUAUUUCUUCUGAACUUAAAUUAGAAAUUGAUCAAUUAAAUACUCUUACUCAAGAAAUAAUAGCGAACGGAUCGGAUGUUCCACCAGUUCCAACUCCAGAAAAUUUUAAUAAAGAUAUGAGUAAAAUGAUUAAAAGAUUAUAUGAAAGUGGAGUUCAAGCAUUUAAAAGUGGGAAAUUUCAAGAUUCUGCUAAACAAUUUUCUAUUGGUAUAGAAAUGAUUUUAAGAAGGCAUAAAUUUGAAUCAUUUCAAGGUACAUUACAAGAACUUAGUUUAUUUCUUAUGAGUAGAUCUGAUGCAUAUUUAAAGACUAAAGAAUAUUUAAAAGCUUAUAAUGAUUCAGAUAUGUUAAUUGGUAUGAUGAUGAAUACUCCUGAUAAUUUUUUAAGAAGAGGUGUAGCUAAUUUCUUUUUAGGAAAUUAUGAAGCUGCAAGAGCUGAUUAUCAAAGAGGUUUAGCAUUUGAUGAAAAUAAUGAUAGAUUACAGGCUGAAUUAACUAUUGUUUUAGAUAAGAUUUUAGAAGAAAAUGGUGAUUAUCUUUAGGAUUAUAAUAUGAGUAUCAUAUUAUCCUUAUAAUGAGGGAGGUAAUUGAUUUUGAUUAUUAGUCAUAUCAUAUGAUAUAUUUAUUUGACUAUAUACUUAUUUAAUUAUGUACUUAUUUAGUACUGUAAAGGUAUUCGGUAUUCUCUAUACAAUACCUCUUGUUACUGUUUCAAUGUAUAUUAGUAGUGGUUAUAUAAUCAAAUACCAAACUUUCCAAAAGGGAAAUUUUCCAUCGCGUAUAUAGUGAAUAUUAACGAUAGUGAUCUAACUCC